AUGGGGAAACAAAUAACUGGGAGUUGUCAUAAUAGUAUAGAGCCGGAUGAGUCCAAGACUAGAUAUGGUGGCUUCUAUAGGACUCUCAAGCCUUUUCCAGCCAAACAAAAAUUUCCAACUCUGACUGAAGCCAAGGGAGAUGAAGUUUCAUUGAUGGAUACUAGUACCAAGAAAACUCAUGCUAUGUCUGAGAGAAAACACAGUUUAAUCUGUUGUCUUUCAGUAAAGGUAGUGCAGGAUAUUUCAAAUGAUUUCUAUAAAAAUAUUUAUGAGUCAGUGCAAUUAUCAGAAAUGCCUAAAAUUCAUGGAGAAGAUCGGGACUCGGGAGAGGAAAACAACAAAAUUUCGGCCAUGAAAAAGCCCAAAUUAAAGAAAAAUAACCGUUCUGAUCCUGCUGAGCUCUCCCAAGAAAGACCUUCAUCCAGAACGUCUACACCGUCCCCGAGUAAGAAGCCUAGCAAGAGACCAGUAAGGCGCGUCCAAAGCAUGUGGUCCACACUGAAAACAGUUGUUCCUCAUCGGUUAAAGAAUCGUCAUAAGAACGAGCUGAGCUGCAGUGGUCGACUUGGUUCCAGUGACCCGGAUGUUUCUAGCAGCAACUUAGCGUCGUUAGCGAAAACACCAGUUGAUGAUUCUGGGAUUAGAAGUUCAGAGGCCAAACUUUUAAAUGACACGUCCAGUCUAAGUGACCCUAACCUCAACAGACAAGACUUUGUAGGAAACACCAACUGUCAUACAGAAAAGAAAGCUUUAGUGAUUACUACAAGGGAAGACCAAACAGAUAGUGGCCUUGAAAGUAUGGAGAGUACAACAUUGAAACAACGACAGAAUACACUGAGGAAGCACGCAUUUUUCCAGGUUGAUGUCCAUCUUCGGUCUGGCAAGGAUUUGUUGGCUAAAGACUCUUGUGGCACCAGCGAUCCUUACGUCAAAUUCAAGCUUGGAGGACGGCAACUGUACAAGAGUAGAACAAUUCCGAAAACACUUGAUCCGUACUGGGAUGAAUUUUUUUGUCUGCCAGUGGAAGACGUGUUUGAGCCCCUUUACGUCCGUGUCUAUGAUUACGAUUUUGGACUUCAAGAUGACUACAUGGGUUCAGCACAAGUAGAUCUAACUUGUCUGGAAUUGAACAAGCCAACCGAUGUAACACUGCCUUUGACAGAUUCUGGUCUGCCAGAUGAUCCAAAACAAUGGGGAAGCAUUCAACUUACUUUGACGCUCAUCCCAAAGACCCAGAUGGACAAAGAACAGUAUUUUAACAAGGGCUUAAAAGUAACUGCAGAUGCAACACUUAAAAAACAGAAGAUACAGUUAUGGGAUAGUGUGGUGACCAUAGUCUUAGUGGAGGGAAAGAACCUAUUUCCAAUGGAUGAGAAUGGUCUUAGUGACCCCUACGUCAAGUUUAGGCUUGGAAAUGAAAAAUACAGGAGUAAG
Molecule: messenger RNA, 1434 nt
Organism: Limulus polyphemus (Atlantic horseshoe crab)
Lineage: Eukaryota; Metazoa; Arthropoda; Merostomata; Xiphosura; Limulidae
Product: multiple C2 and transmembrane domain-containing protein 2-like
Exons: 7
Biological process (GO): regulation of neurotransmitter secretion
Cellular component (GO): synaptic vesicle membrane
Molecular function (GO): calcium ion binding
Source: RefSeq, a predicted model, not a curated record